CCUCUCCCGGCACACGCCCUCCGCGCCGCGCGCUCUGGGGGGCGAGUGGCCUCGGACCUUGCCAAUCAGCAGAGCUGUGCGACCCGUUUUCUCCCCGGUGCGUUAAACAUCGGGAAGGAGCUGCUCAGAUGGGGUCACCAGGCACCUUCUCCCUCUUUCCCCGAAGCCCGCAGGGUGAGCAGUAAGCCAACCCCAACCGGACGCUGCGCUCCUAUAAAUAGCACGCCUGUGCCGGCUUGGCGCUCUGAGGGCCGCGCGAGGAGAGAGAAAGUUGUGCACAGGGGACCGGUGGCGAGAGGAGAGGCAGGGGAGACCCCGCCGGAGGAGCUGCCCUGCACCCUGCGUCCAGCACCCUGGAACUGAUCCCACGAACGCGCGCUUUCGGAGUGAGACGCCCGGCCAGCGGCUGCCGACCUCCCUAUCUCUGAGUGACACCAGGUUUGGGAGAAUUUUUGACCAAGCGAAAGCAGGAGUCGCCAGCGUCCUGGCCAUGAACACAGCGGCGCGUUCUCCUCAGUCCUGGAAACACCCUCUGCCUCUGUAACUCGUUCGUACCGCAAGCCAGACUCGGACCGACGCCGGAGCCACUUGGCACCGCCGCGCUUGUGGUUUCUCUUGUGUUCCCUCUGUCUCUCCUGUCCUGUGGUUUAUCUGGUGGAGCUUGGGUUUAGGGUGAGGAUUUAUUAUUAUUUUUUCCCUUGAGGUGUGAGCGUGAGGGUUGGGCGACUUUUAGAUGUCUAGGUAUAAGGGUGGGCGCGGGGCCCCGAGGCAGGGCUGAUUCUUGGGCAGAGGAGGGUAGGGUAGGGGGUUCUGCAUGAGCUCCUUAAAGGACAAAGGUAGCAGAGCCCACGAUAGAGCUCGAGGGGAGACUUUGACUUCAAACCACAGAAUUGGUGGAAGUGUGCGCGCCACCGCGGUCGUGCCCGCAACGCUGUCGACCUAGCCACUGGCGAAACCCCGAGCUCCGGGAUCCCAGGGUAGGAGGCCAAGCCGGCGAGCAGAAGCGCCAGCCGCUGCGGCUGCCCAAGCGGCUCACCAUGGGCUCCAGGCGCCGGGCGCUGUCCGUGGUGCCGGCCGUUCUGCUGGUCCUCACGCUGCCGGGGCUGCCCGUCUGGGCGCAGAACGACACGGAGCCCAUCGUACUGGAGGGCAAGUGUCUGGUGGUAUGCGACUCGAACCCGGCAACAGACUCCAAAGGCUCCUCUUCCUCCCCUCUGGGGAUAUCGGUCCGGGCCGCCAACUCCAAGGUCGCCUUCUCGGCGGUGCGGAGCACCAACCACGAGCCAUCCGAGAUGAGCAACAAGACGCGCAUCAUUUACUUUGAUCAGAUCCUAGUAAAUGUGGGUAAUUUUUUCACACUGGAGUCUGUCUUUGUAGCACCGAGAAAAGGAAUUUACAGUUUCAGUUUUCAUGUCAUUAAAGUCUACCAGAGCCAAACAAUCCAGGUUAACCUGAUGUUAAAUGGAAAACCAGUCAUAUCCGCCUUUGCUGGGGACAAAGAUGUUACUCGAGAGGCUGCCACGAACGGAGUCCUCCUCUACCUAGAUAAAGAGGAUAAGGUUUACCUAAAACUGGAGAAAGGUAAUUUGGUCGGAGGCUGGCAGUAUUCCACGUUCUCCGGCUUUCUGGUGUUCCCUCUAUAGAAUUUGAUUUCUGCGUGAUGUUGAUCCAGGCGAGGGGAGGCCCAGCCCUGAGUUACUGGAAGAUCACUUUUUCAUCAUUGGAUUGAUAUCUUUUAUGAGUUGCUCAUGGGUGAACAUGGAUUCUCUUUAAGGAUUCUAGACCUGUCCGAACCAAUAUGAAGUCUCACAGAUUCUUUGUGUGUGUACGUGUUUCAGUAUAUUUGGAUUGGGACUCAAAGCCGAUAAGAGCUAUUUAUCCUUCAAUGUAACAGUCAAAAAGCUAUCUGCAAGGUUCAUUUUUAAUUUAAUAUCCUGGGAUUACGGAUUUUUUUUUUUUUUGAAGAUGUGGAAUUUUUAAAAAAAAUUUUUCGGUUUAUUUUUUAAAGACUGGAAACCAGGUCUAAGAAUGAGAAAACUCUGAAGUUCUGACUUCAAUCAGCAGUUAGUGUGAUACCGCCAAAGAGCUGUAGACUGUGUUGAUAAAUUGACGACCUUUGUUUUUGUUCCUUGGAAAUUUGUUUGUUUUGUUCUCUGAAGGUAACUGGGAAUUGCUUUUCAGUGAUGGGUAUUGUGUUUUCUCUACAAAUAAGGUAAUGGAUGGCUUGCCCCCAAAUUUACCUUGACCGUGAUGAGAUCAUCUCCAUGACUUCCCUCAGAAAGAAAAAGAAGCUUCAUAGUUGUAUUUAUUUUAAUUAUAAAUGUGAAAGAGUCAUAUUUUCCAAAUUAUAUUUUCUAAUAGGAGAAAUAAAUCAUAAAUCUGACAGGAGAAAAGUUGCUUACCAGAAUUCUAAGUGUUCGAUCCCCAAACCUUGGCAAAACAGCCCUCCUGUGAGGGAAAUCGUAUACUGUGUUGCUCAACUUUAAUUAACAUGAUUGAUAAUAACCACGUUAUUAAAAACCUAAGGGAUAUUUUUUUCUUGGACGUGACCACUUUAUUAACUGGUGGUGAGAUGUUCUUGUUUUUAAUUAUACCUAUUUUUCAAACCUUAUGUUGUAUUUGAAGUAUCAUCUGGUUUUGCCUUAACUCCUUAAAUUGUAUAUAUUUAUCUGUUUAGCUAAUAUUAAAUUCAAAUAUCCCAUAUCUAAAUUUAGUGCAAUAUCUUAUUUUGUCUUUUGUAUAGGUCAUAUGAAUUCAUGAAAUUAUUUAUGUCUCUGUUAUAGAAUAAAGGUUCGUAUAUG
Molecule: messenger RNA, 2801 nt
Organism: Otolemur garnettii (small-eared galago)
Lineage: Eukaryota; Metazoa; Chordata; Mammalia; Primates; Galagidae
Gene: CBLN4
Product: cerebellin 4 precursor
Exons: 3
Coding region: 1038-1643 (201 amino acids)
Molecular function (GO): protein binding
Source: RefSeq, a predicted model, not a curated record